AUGAGGGCACCCCAAGAAUCUCAGGCCUCCACUCAUUACAACAGCUUCUACAGCCGACCUACGCAGAACACCAACACAUAUGCUUUUCUCAACAAUGACUCUGCUGGCAUCAAAAAGGGCAAAGGCACUGAAGUCUCGUUCCAGGCCUACACUGAACAGUUCUUCACUCUCGAGUCAACCCCCGCAUCCGACUUCCCCAACUACAGCUCACCCUCGGGCCCGAGCUUCUCGUCCGGAAGAAGCCCGUUAUCUCCCCCGGGCUCCCAAUCCUACGCAUCUGAUCUCCACCAACAUACGCCGGUCAACACUGACAACGGGUCCCCCCUGAGUAGUUCCUCUGGUGUCGAGGACGAGAACAAGCUGCUGCACGCGCUUUGGGUGAUUAGGCACGAGUUACUGGGGCCCGAGUCAGAAACCGACGACAGCGGCUUCUACAAUGGUAUGGCCGCAGGCCCCCCGCAGCCUUCCUCCCCCUUCACUAAAUACAACAGGAUCCUCGAGAUGGCCCACCACAUGGACCUCAAGCAGCUCCUCCUCACAUGUGCCGAGAUCAUCUCUGAAUCCGACACACUCCCGCCCCCCGACCGCCAGGUGGCGAUCUCCGCCUCGGAGGCCCUCAUGGACAUAAUCGAGAAAAUGGUCUCCAUCUCCGGCGACCCCUCCCAGAGAUUAGGCGCGUACAUGCUCGAAGGUCUCCGGGCACGACUCCUAUCCUCGGGGAGCAUAAUCUACAAAAAACUCAAAUGCAAGGAGCCGACGAGCUCCGAACUCAUGUCCUACAUGCACGUGAUAUACCAAAUCUGUCCUUACUACAAAUUCGCCUACAUCUCCUCCAACGCGAUCAUAACCGAGGCCAUGGCGAACGAGAGAAGAAUCCACAUCAUCGACUUCCAAAUCGCCCAGGGCAGCCAGUGGGUGUCCUUAAUCCAGGCCCUCGCCCGUCGGCCCGGUGGGCCCCCGUUUGUUCGGAUAACCGGCGUUGAUGACUCAGAUUCGGCCCACGCACGCGGAGGCGGGCUCGAGCUCGUCGGCCGGCGGCUAUCCCACGUGGCAGAGUCGUGUGGGGUCCCGUUUGAGUUCCACGGGUCGGCUAUCUCGGGUUGCGAGGUCCGGCUCGAGAACUUAAACGUCCGGCAAGGAGAGGAGGCCCUGGCCGUGAACUUCCCGUACGUGCUUCACCACAUGCCGGACGAGAGCGUGAGCACCGCGAACCACAGGGACAGGCUGCUGAGGCUCGUGAAGGGGCUUUCGCCGAAAGUGGUGACGCUCGUCGAGCAGGAGUCCAACACCAACACGUCGACCUUCUUCCAGCGGUUCUGCGAGACGCUCGACUAUUACACGGCGAUGUUCGAGUCGAUCGACGACGCGGCGCGCGCGCGGGAUGACGGGACGAGGAUCAGUGCGGAGGAGCACUGCGUGGCCAAGGAUGUGGUCAACAUUAUAUCGUGCGAGGGGGUUGACCGGGUCGAGAGGCACGAGCUCUUUGGGAAGUGGAGGAUGAGGCUCGCGAUGGCCGGAUUUGUUCCGGUGCAGCUCGGCCCGGCGGUCGGGCCUGCGAUUAGGGACAUGUUGAAGGAGUACAGCUCGAAUUAUGGGCUGGCGGAGGCCGACGGAGCGCUGUAUCUCGGGUGGAAGAGCCGGGCUUUGGCGACGUGUUCGGCGUGGAGAUGA
Striga asiatica is the source of this 1671-nucleotide messenger RNA. NCBI's taxonomy places the organism in Eukaryota, Viridiplantae, Streptophyta, Magnoliopsida, Lamiales, Orobanchaceae. The record is from the annotation of a GenBank genome assembly.